Molecule: messenger RNA, 4605 nt
Organism: Pongo pygmaeus (Bornean orangutan)
Lineage: Eukaryota; Metazoa; Chordata; Mammalia; Primates; Hominidae
Gene: MSR1
Product: macrophage scavenger receptor 1
Exons: 11
Coding region: 310-1665 (451 amino acids)
Biological process (GO): receptor-mediated endocytosis; zymogen activation
Cellular component (GO): plasma membrane
Molecular function (GO): scavenger receptor activity; serine-type endopeptidase activity
Source: RefSeq, a predicted model, not a curated record
UGUACCAGAUGCUGAAAUACUAUGAGAUAAAGAUUUUAGGUUUCAAUUGUAAAGAGAGAGAAGUGGAUAAAUCAGUGCUGCUUUCUUUAGGACCAAAGAUGCCUGGCUGGAGUAGAUAAAAAUAAGCCGAAGUCCAAAAAUUGGAUGGAAUGGAAGGAAUGGAUCAAAGGAAAUCAGGAGUUUUUGUGCAAUCGGAUAUGGGUCUUAUAGAUGAGAGUGGUCUAGAAAAGAAGCUCUGGCUUCAGAUUGUGUGACUGUGCUUUGCCGGCAUAUGCCUAACUGUAUCACGUAUUCUCCACUAUACAAAGUAUGGAGCAGUGGGAUCACUUUCACAAUCAACAGGAGGACACUGAUAGCUGCUCCGAAUCUGUGAAAUUUGAUGCUCGCUCAAUGACAGCUUUGCUUCCUCCAAAUCCUAAAAACAGCCCUUCCCUUCAAGAGAAACUGAAGUCCUUCAGAGCUGCACUGAUUGCCCUUUACCUCCUUGUGUUUGCAGUUCUCAUCCCUCUCAUUGGAAUAGUGGCAGCUCAACUCCUGAAGUGGGAAACGAAGAAUUGCUCAGUUGGUUCAACUAAUGCAAACGAUAUAACUCAAAGUCUCGCGGGAAAAGGAAAUGACAGUGAAGAGGAAAUGAGAUUUCAAGAAGUCUUUAUGGAACACAUGAGCAACAUGGAGAAGAGAAUCCAGCAUAUUUCAGACAUGGAAGCCAACCUCAUAGACACAGAGCAUUUCCAAAAUUUCAGCAUGACAACUGAUCAAAGAUUUAAUGACAUUCUUCUCCAGCUAAGUACUUUGUUUUCCUCGGUCCAGGGACACGGGAAUGCAAUAGAUGAAAUCUCCAAGUCCUUAAUGAGUUUGAAUACCACAUUGCUUGGUUUGCAGCUCAACCUAGAAAAUCUGAAUGGCAAAAUCCAAGAGAAUACCUUCAAACAAGAAGAGGAAAUCAGUAAAUUAGAGGAUCGUGUUUACAAUGUAUCAGCAGAAAUUAUGGCUAUGAAAGAAGAACAAGUGCAUUUGGAACAGGAAAUAAAAGGAGAAGUGAAAAUACUGAAUAACAUCACUAAUGAUCUCAGACUGAAAGAUUGGGAACAUUCUCAGACCUUGAGAAAUAUCACUUUAAUUCAAGGUCCUCCUGGACCCCCAGGUGAAAAAGGAGAUCAAGGUCCCACUGGAGAAAGUGGUCCACGAGGAUUUCCAGGUCCAAUAGGUCCUCCGGGUCUUAAAGGUGAUCGGGGAGCAAUUGGCUUUCCUGGAAGUCGAGGACUCCCAGGAUAUGCUGGAAGGCCAGGAAAUUCUGGACCAAAAGGCCAGAAAGGGGAAAAGGGGAGUGGAAACACAUUAACUCCAUUUAAGAAAGUUCGACUGGUCGGUGGGAGCGGCCCUCACGAGGGGAGAGUGGAGAUACUGCACAGCGGCCAGUGGGGUACAAUUUGUGAUGAUCGCUGGGAAGUGCGUGUUGGACAGGUCGUCUGUAGGAGUUUGGGAUACCCAGGUGUUCAAGCUGUGCACAAGGCAGCUCAUUUUGGACAAGGUACUGGUCCAAUAUGGCUGAAUGAAGUGUUUUGUUUUGGGAGAGAAUCAUCCAUUGAAGAAUGUAAAAUUCGGCAGUGGGGGACAAGAGCUUGUUCACAUUCUGAAGAUGCUGGAGUCACUUGCACUUUAUAAUGCAUCAUAUUUUCAUUCACAACUAUGAAAUCGCUGCUCAAAAUGAUUUUAUUACCUUGUUCCUGUAAAAUCCAUUUAAUCAAUAUUUAAGAGAUUAAGAAUAUUGCCCAAAUAAUAUUUUAAAUUACAGGAUUAAUAUAUUGAACACCUUCAUACUUACUAUUUUAUGUCUAUAUUUAAAUCAUUUUAACUUCUAUAGGUUUUGAAAUGGAAUUUUCUAAUAUAAUGACUUAUAUGUUGAAUUGAACAUAUUGAAGUUUAUAGCUUCCAGAUUACAAAGGCCAAGGGUAAUAGAAAUACAUACUAGUAAUUGGCUCCAAUUCAUAAUAUGUUCACCAGAAGAUUACAAUUUUUUGCUCGUCUUGUCUUUGUAAUCUAUUUAGUUGAUUUUAAUUACUUUCUGAAUAAUGGAAGGGAUCAGAAGAUACCUUUUGAGCCUAGAUUGCAACAUCUCCAAUCCACACAUAUUAUUUUAAAAGAAGAAUGUUAUCCAACUAUUAAGAUAUCUCAAUGUACAAUAACUUGUGUAUUAGAUAUCAAUGUUAAUGAUAUGUCUUGGCCAUGAUGGACUAGGGAGCUUAUUUUUCUUGUCAUGUACUGACAACUGUUUAAUUGAAUCAUGAAGUAAAUUGAAAGCAGGACAUAUGAGAAAACUGACCAUCAUUAUAUUUGUCCAGAUAAUUGGUGGAUCAAAAAUGCCACUUAACAGGAAGCUUAGUUUGUUAUGCGUUUUAAAUGGAAUAAUUAGCUUGUUACAAUUCUAGGACAUGGUGUUUAAAAUUUAAAUCUAUUUAAUCCAUUUUAACAAACAGAAUGCAAACAUCUUCAGUGCAGAAGGAAGACAGGUUUCAACUUUUUGGAGUCUUUUAUGAAGUCAGUCAACAUUUACAAGCGAGGGAUGGGGGCGUCUUUAAUCCUGAAGGGCCAAUAACUCUGAGCAUGCCCCAAAAAAUUAGCUUAGCAACCUUUUGUUGGCAGUCAACCCAUCCCCAGGGCCAUAGUGUAGAGUGUGAAAAGCUACGCUGAAACCCAGUACUUCCACCCUGAAAGGGACUCUGCAGAAAGACCGGUAGUUGAUAUUAAAGCCCAAAUGAAUUCAACCUCAGCCCUGAAAAUAACAGAAUUCUCAAGUUUCCUAUGACCAAUUCACAAAAAAAUUUAAGUGUAAACUAGUACUAUUAUGGAAUUACUGUGCUGUUCUUUCUUUAAUAGUGGCAAAUGAAAGCAUAAGCUUAAACACUUUUUCAUAUUCUGAAGUCUCACCACACAUAGUGACCAUGUGGUAGGUUCACAACCCUCCAACUUAAAAAGGCAAAAAUCUUACCUUGGAAUUGGAAUUACUGUAAACAGCCUACUGAAAAUGCAUUUUUAUCAUGUAAUAUUCUUUUACUUGUUUAACAUUGCUGAUUUUCUCUGGCAGCAUAAUUUUGUGGUUAAGAAAAUGAAUUCUGAAUGUACACUUUCUGUCUCAAACCCUGGCUGUACUUUCAGCUAGUUAAUAAUUCUUUGUGUUCAGUUCCACUACCUAGGUAUUUUCUUCAAAAGGUAAAUACAAUGGUUUCUGAAAGAAUCAUUUGCAUUAUCAGCCUGUUUGGGAUGUCUGAGAUCUGUGCCUCUGGGUUGUUAAUACUAUAUGCUGUAUGGUAUAUGUAUGCUGAUUUACCACUUAUGCAUAAGUGGUAUGCAUGGGAUGUCUGAGAUCAGUGCCUAUGGGUUGUUAAUAGUGUUAACUAUUAGUGUUAACUGUUAGUAUUAACUAUUAGUAUUAUUAACACUGAUAGUGUUAAUAAUACUAUUAACAACCCAUAGGCACUUGGGAUGUCUGAGAUCAGUGCCUAUGGGUUGUUAAUAGUAUUAACUAUUAGUGUUAACUAUUAGUAUUAACUAUUAGUUAAUACUAAUAGUUAAUUAGGCACUUGGGAUGUCUGAGAUCAGUGCUUAUGGGUUGUUAAUACUAUAUUGCUGUAUGGUAUAUGCAUGCUGAUUUACCACCUAUGCUUAGAUAUAUCUUUAAUAAGUAAUCUAAAAUCCUUUUUGUAUUUGAGAGAAUCUACUAAAUUCAGUCCAGUCAAGAAAAGAACCUAAUAGCGCCAAUACAAAUUGAGGACUUAAUUUACUUUGGAAUGUUGAAUUGCAUUUGCUCCAUUAAAAAAAACCCAGAAAUUUGCGAUUUGUUUUUUUUUUUGAAAAAAUAGCUCAACUGACUAGAAUGAAUGUAUUCUACUUGUUGAGCCAUCUAGCAUCACGUUAAAUGCAAAAUGUAUACUUAAAUAAAAGAAGAAAAAAGAAAGACCAAAGGGAUGUAGAAAAUGAAGAAUAACCAUUAAUAUCUAAGGGCCAAACAUAUUCCACCUAAAUUACCUAAAUAGUUUCAAAUAAAAACUUCCCAUUUUUUCAAAAUGUAUAGACCAUAGUGGUUUGUACUUAAGUAAAGUAUUACAUUAAUUUGUAAUGUGCCUAUUACAAAUAAUAUACAGUUGACCCUUGAACAAUGCAGAGGUUGGGAACACUGAUCCCUUCACAGUGAAAAAUCCAUAUAUAACUUUUGACUCCCCCAAAACUUAGCCAUUAAGAGCCCAUUGGUGACCAGAAUCCCUUACCAAUAACAAAAAUAGUCAAUUAACACAUUUUUGUAUUAGUAAUAAUGUCAAUUAACACAUUUUAUAUGCGUGAUAUACUGUAUUCUUAACAAUAAACUAGAGGAAAGAAAAUAUUAAGAAAAUCAUAAGGAAGAGAAAUAUAUUUACUAUUAAUCAAGUGGAAGUGAACCAUCAUAAAUGUCUUCAUUGUUGUUUUCAUAUUGAGUAGUCUGAGAAGGAGAAAGAGGGGGAGUUGGAUUUGCUGUCUCAGGAAUCGUAGAGGUGGAGGAUCCAUAUAUAAGUGGAACAGUGCACAGUUCAAACCCAUAUUGUUUAAGGGUUGACUAUAAUAAAAUUUGCU